CUCAAACAAAAAAAACAAAAAAGAAAGAAAAGAAAAUGCCAUCCGAAAACAUUUCUCGAGUACAACUCCCACCGAAAUACUUACAAGAAGAAGAAACCCUAACGGAAGAAUGCAAACGAAUAAUCGCAACCCUCCCGAAAGAAAAAGGCUGGCUCUCCUCUCACCUCUACCGAUUCCAGGGUUUCUGGUACCCGGUCAGGCAUCUCCAGGGCGUAAUCGCAUGUCAGAAAAACUUCGUCGAAACACUAGAUUCCGACAUUUUCCUAGUCACAACUCCCAAAUCAGGCACCACGUGGCUCAAGGCAAUCAUCUUCGCCUUAACAAUCCGAACGAAACACCCCGUCGCCACCACCACCGAUAAAAACCAUCCUUUGCUUCACAAUAACCCACACGAUCUCGUCCCCUUUCUCGAAAUCAAGCUCUACGUGGACAACCAAAUCCCCGAUUUGUCCACGUUUUCGACCCCCCGUCUUUUCUCGACACAUUUACCCCACGUGUCGUUACCGGAAUCCGUGAAGAAAAGCUCCGCAUGCAAGAUCGUGUACCUCUGCAGAAACCCUAAAGACGUUUUCACUUCCCUAUGGCAUUUCACUAACAAGUUGAGGAGUCAAGAAAAAUCGGGGGGGGCCACUAACUGCAUCGACGAGGUUUUCGAUAUGUUCUGUCGGGGGGUGAGUUUGUUCGGGCCGUUUUGGGAUCAUGUUUUGGAGUAUUGGAAUCUUAGCCGAGAAUAUUCCUAUAGGGUUAUGUUUGUGAAGUUUGAGGAGAUGAAGGAGGAACCCGGGGUUUGUCUGCGUAGGUUGGCGGAUUUUUUAGGGUUCGGUUUUUCUGCGGCCGAAGAGGAAUCGGGGGUCGUGGAGGGAAUCUUGAAGUUGUGUAGCUUCGAUAAUUUGAGCUCAUUGGAAAUUAAUACGAACGGGAAAUUGUCGUCCGGUGAGGAGAAUAAGGCGUUUUUCCGCCGGGGUGUUGUCGGGGAUUGGAAGAAUUAUAUGAGCGACGAAAUGGUCGAAAAACUCGAUCGGAUUACUCGAGAGAAAUUUAGUGGAUCCGGGUUGAUGAUGUGAUACAUAAAUUGUAAUCAAGAAAUAUUUCUUGAUUGUUGUUUGCUUUUGUUUUCUUGUUAUUAUUAUUAUUGUUAUUUUUUUUUUAAAUUUAUUUUUAGUUGUUGAAUGUUGUCUUCUUGUUUAGGAAUAUUGUGGAAGCUAGUGUAUUUUAUUAUGGUGUUUGUUUGCUUUUUGAAUUGCAUGGUGUAUUUGAUAAUAUUUGGUUUUGUAGAUUUGUAUUUUGUAGAGAUAUGUGUGUACUAUUUAUUUCUCUCUCUUUGUCAAAACAUUAUUUGUUUUCAA
Molecule: messenger RNA, 1346 nt
Organism: Erythranthe guttata (spotted monkey flower)
Lineage: Eukaryota; Viridiplantae; Streptophyta; Magnoliopsida; Lamiales; Phrymaceae
Product: cytosolic sulfotransferase 12
Molecular function (GO): sulfotransferase activity
Source: RefSeq, a predicted model, not a curated record